Planococcus citri (citrus mealybug) is the source of this 1592-nucleotide messenger RNA. RefSeq names its product metabotropic glutamate receptor 1-like. Gene Ontology annotation, cellular component: plasma membrane; postsynaptic density membrane. Bases 1 to 1353 code for a protein of 450 amino acids. The record is from RefSeq and is a predicted model, not a curated record. NCBI's taxonomy places the organism in Eukaryota, Metazoa, Arthropoda, Insecta, Hemiptera, Pseudococcidae. Gene Ontology annotation, molecular function: adenylate cyclase inhibiting G protein-coupled glutamate receptor activity; G protein-coupled receptor activity involved in regulation of postsynaptic membrane potential. The transcript has 7 exons. Gene Ontology annotation, biological process: regulation of synaptic transmission, glutamatergic; G protein-coupled glutamate receptor signaling pathway.
AUGAUAUUGACCAUACCUAGAUUCGAUAUACACAAGUUUCAAGAAACAGAAAACGUAUCCGAAACUUUUAUCAAGGUCGGCGAGUAUACAAAAUAUGGCGACAAUGAUGACGAAACACCCUCGAAUACGAAUGCAAUAUUGCGAAUAAAAGCCUGUAUAUCUAUAUCCGUUGUUCUUCAACUACCAACUGACUGGACCGAUGGACAAAAUGUAUUAUCCAUCGGGUUUUCCUCAUUUUCCAUCUUGUUGGCGUCGAUUGUACUAUUGGUGUUUGUCAAAUAUCAAAAUACUCCGGCUGUGAAGUCAACGACCAAAGAACUAUGUUACGUUAUGUUCGCUGGUAUUAUUUUGGUCAACACUACACUCCUCAUAUCGACAGUAACCUCGAAUUUUAUAACAUCAGAUGUCAAAGUUUUGCCAGCGAUUGGUUUCACUAUGAUAUACGCUGCUUUGCUGGUGAAAACUAAUCGAGUGGCACGUCUACUGGUUAUACCUGAAAAUAAAUUCGUCAACAUGAACCUCAAAUACUUGUCUCUGAAGGCUCAGAUGGCCAUAACAGCGAUUCUGAUUGGGGUAGAAAUACUGAUAUGCUGGUUCGCGAUUAAAUUCAAUGACCCAGACCCCAGUAUGGGAGGAAGUGAUUUCAUUCUGAAGAAGUAUUAUUUAAACGGAACAUUUUUCAUCAACAUAUUCGCUUUCGUUGCACUGUUAAUUUUGCUUUCAACUUAUUACGCCAUCAAAACACGAAACAUACCGACGAAUUUCAACGAGACCAAGUGCAUUGGAUUCGCGAUGUACGCGACAGUAAUAACAGCAGCUGCUUUUGGCUUGGUGUAUUUCGCUAGUAAACAAAAAAUAUUAGCCAUGAACUUGUGCGCCUCGAUUAAUUCGCUGACGAUUUUGAUUUUUUUAUUUUCGCCAAAAUUAUACAUAAUUUUUUGGACACCGGAAAGAAAUACCAAAGUGUUCUUUUCACCGGUUACUUCGUCCAUGCGUAGUUUCAUGGGAAAUAAAUCUCGUCCCAGUGCACGUAAAUCAUCGAUCUGUCAGUGUUAUUCGCUUGAAAAUACAGCACCACAAAGCGUUGAUGAUCUGAAGGAACAAGUACGAGAUUCCAUAGCCAAAGUCAUCAAAGAAUUGGACGACAUUUUAAACAAACGAUCAAAGACAGAUGGAGGCCAUGUGGGCGAAGGAAAAAUGAAGAAAAAACUCAAAAAAGACCAUUUAGAAACCGAAGAUGUUCUACAAAAAGCACAUGCAGAAAUGCUGGAGAAAGUAAAAUCAUGUCAUAUUGAAUUGAAUCAUGUACAGAAAACUUACCUACGUUCAUUAGAAGACGGUACCUAUCAAUAAUUCUUAGAAACCAUUGUGGCAGAUUUAAGUUCAUACCUAAGAGAAGCACUGAAAAGUAUCAAAUGCAGAACUCCCCUCCCCCCCGCAAAUAAUUUUGAUUUUUCAGUAUACUCGUAGUAUGACAUUGAAAUAAACUAAUAGGAAAACAUUUUGCUGCAGGUUUUUCAAAAACUGUCGUGCUACUACUUAUUAAUAUCCGAUUGGAAUAUGUACAUUGUACAUACUUCCGCAGUUUCUAU